AUCGUUCGUUUCCUCUAGGGUUUGUCUACCACCUUGCUCAGAACCGAACCAUCAUCACUCAUCAGCCAUGGUUCUCAAGACUGAACUUUGCCGGUUUAGUGGUGGCAAGAUUUAUCCUGGUAGGGGCAUCAGAUUUGUGCGCCAAGAUUCCCAGGUGUUCUUGUUUGUCAAUUCAAAAUGUAAGAGAUAUUUCCAUAACCGUCUGAAGCCUGCCAAACUUACAUGGACUGCUGUGUACAGAAAACAGCACAAGAAGGAUCUUGCACAAGAGACUGCCAAAAAGAGGAGACGUGCCACAAAAAAGCCUUACUCUAGAUCUAUUGUUGGUGCAACCUUGGAGGUAAUCCAGAAGAAAAGAUCUGAAAAACCAGAGGUCAGAGAUGCUGCAAGGGAGGCUGCUCUCCGUGAAAUUAAGGAACGGAUUAGGAAAACAAAAGAUGAGAAGAAGGCUAAGAAAGCAGAGGUGCUGGCCAAAUCACAGAAGGCAGGGAAGGGUAACGUCCCCAGGGGGGGUGCACAAGCAAAGGGUCCUAAGCUUGGAGGAGGCGGUGGAAAACGCUAAGCUCUCUAUCCUCCUUUUUUUUUUGGUUUACAGUUUAUGAGUAAUUUCGAUAAUCAAGAGAUACUUGUGUGUCCUUUUGGUACAGACACUCUACUUUGGGGUGUUUCUUGUAUCCCACCAGUAAUUCAGACCCAUGGCAGAAUAUUUUCUCUUGUUUUUAAAUUUUGAAGUUAUUGAUUAUGUUUAGGCCAUCCGGUUCUCUAAUCCCUAUUCGCUCUGGCAAGUAAGAAUGUCG
Cuscuta campestris is the source of this 797-nucleotide messenger RNA. NCBI's taxonomy places the organism in Eukaryota, Viridiplantae, Streptophyta, Magnoliopsida, Solanales, Convolvulaceae. The record is from the annotation of a GenBank genome assembly.